CAAGCAUGUACAUACUGCCAAUUUAUUUAACAAGGAGAAGAUCAUCUUCGUCUCACCAAAAACUGGUCUUGGAUUGAGUUUACAAUCCCACAGGUAGUAGACGACGGGAUAACGGUCAGUAGGACUCUGCCGAGUCUCACAUUCGCAUCUUCAUCUCAAUUCCUGCUUACACACCUCACACAUCCGCAUCAAGUCACUUUCAGAUGCAUGAAGCUUUCUUCAAGCGUCACACUACUUGUGUACCUCGCCCUCGAAAUAUUCAGGAAAAAAACCUUCUCAGAAAUGUAAAAGUGAAAAAGUGCAAGUUCAGUUUUACCUAAAGGACCCCCGACCCUUGUAGACGAAAAAUGAGUGUGGGCCUAGGUCAAGGUCAAUCUUGUUCAUGGUGACGGACUUUAAAACAGGGUCAAAAUGUGUGAACGUGAAAGUGGUGGUGGUGGCACUUGGUGUCAACGAAGGCGACUUUCCUUGAAGGGUGCUGGUCAUCUGCAAUCAAGUGGAAGUGAGAAGGAUGAGAAUAAUAAUGACGUCUUAAAUCCCGUCAAAAUCGGCGAGGAUAAAAAGUUUUGCAGUGAUCAGGAUCGCUUGUUAGCGACAAAUUGUAGUGGUACUGAUAUUCCAGGGCUGGAUCUUUUCGAUCCAAUGUCAGAAAGAAGCUCAAGUGUUUCAAAGUCACAAUUUAUUAGUAGUAUCUCCUCCCGGAGGAACAGUGAUGGUGGUGGUGUAAGUUUAAUAAGAAAGGAGAAAUGGACUCUAGUAUCCACCGUAGUGUUAAUUAUGCUUGUCUCUUUGUGGGGCAGUCCACCCGGCGUGGGUGGAGUUUGUGUUUGGCAAGGAGGUGGAAAUUUCCGACUUGCGUGUGGUUUUCGACAAUCAGGACUUUUCAGGAUACGAAGCUUAGGAGGACUGAAGGGUUACUUGGGAGGAGGAUUUACAAUAGGGGAUGAGGACGGAUUCAAAGACUCACUUACAAAUACCGACCCCAUCGGCCAGAAUAACAAUCAAUAUUCACAAGCCGGUCAAUUACAAGUGUACCCAAAUGGGUAUCAACGCGUCGGUGUGGGAGCAGAACGCCUCCCAACGCCACUUCCCCAACGAGGAGGUAAUGGCGUUCCCCUGAGUUUGGAAGAACUCAAAAGACAAGAACAACUCAGAUAUUUACAACAAAUUCAAACCGAACAAUUAUUGGAACACCAAGUUCUUCAGCAGCAACAACAACAAAUGAAAAAUAAUAAUGGAGGGCGCCAGCAAAAGCAAAUGUUUCAAAAUAGAAGGCUCCCAAUCAUGCAAACCUCUCCAACCCCACCGGCUAUGCGACCAGGAGGUGGUGGCAUUACAAAGAGGGCAAGUGCGUAUAAAUGGCCUUUUAAUCAUCAGAAAUAUCCCACUGGUGCGGAACGAAGGAUGGGAAAUCCUCCUCCUGGAGGAAGGGGGAUGAGCCCGAGAAGACGACCACCACCACCACCCCCUCAACAAAGACAACAAUUUCAAGGACCCCCUCCUCCACAGAAUGCACGCAUUGCCCAACAAAGUCAGUUGAGACCUGUCAUGAUGCGAGGACCACCACCACCGACGACACAGCAAUCUAUGCAACAACGACCUCCUCCACCAAGUCGAAAUCCGCAAUUCCCCACAUCAUUUCAACAGCAGGCCCCAUUUCCUCGACAAUUCCAACCAAUUCCUCAAGAAGGAGUGCCCCUCGGAUUAAAAAAUGUGGGACGACGAGGUCACGCGUCUGACGAUGAUUACGACGACAUGGGAGAGACUGGUUUUUUCGAAGACCAAAUCCCACACCCACAAAUACCAAAGUCACAAAAUCAACAAUAUAACUCACUACCUCAUCAAAUGAUGCUACCUCCACCGUCGCCAAGUAGUAAUGGAAUUCCACCCCCACAAUUUAGACAAUUCAAUCAGAACAAGCAGCCUCAAGAAGAUAUUCGACAUUUACAAGGACCACACCCAUCCCAAAUUCCGCACGGGCUUCAAAUGCUUAGAAAUACGGAGAACUAUGGCUCAAUUUUCAAACUUGUCGAUAAAUCGAGGCAACCUCAACAAUUCCAGAAAUCACUUCCACCAACCCCAAUUCCAUCCCCUCAAUCGCAAUCCAGUAACAAUCAAGUCCACCGAACGCUUGAUUUUGCUCCCGGUCUGGACGACGAGGAAGCCAUGUUUCUCUCCGGCUUAGGAAAUCUGGACCGUGACGCGUUGCGAACGGCGGUGUACGAUCCCAAUAUUUUUCCCGAUAUUUAUUUCACCACGACGGAACGAGGCGGAAACAGUUUUGGUUUUCCGGCAUCGCAGAACAGGGAUGCAUUCGAGGAGGAGGAGGAAGAUCUCCAUCGUCGCCAAGGAGGAGACUUUUCCCACAAACUUGAUACCGCUGCUCUUCACACGAAUGAAAAUUAUGAACGAAUAGACGAAGAAGCACAUGACAAUUUAGGAGUAGCAGCAGCACAAGGAAAUCAAGAUGAUGAUGACGUGCGUGAAUCUCCUCCACGUCGCAGGAAAAUGAGACGUCGUAAAAAGAAGUACAGACUGAUGAAGAAGAAGGGCGACCUCAACGAGGAUGUCGGACAAAGUAUUGACAACACGGAAGAAGGUCCAGAUCAGAAUAGCAACAAGAACGGUGAGACUACAAACGAGCUAUUAGAUCAGCCAUACACUAAUAACGAGAAAAACGAGGACGGGGAAAUUGAGACUCCCGUAAAGAAACUGAGACGUAGGAAGAAGGGUCGCAGGAGGAAGAAGCCAGGACAUCGUCGCAAUAAUUCGACCAAACUUGAAGCCGAUCUUAUUCGAGAGGCCAUUUCUUCCGGUAAAAAUACGGGGGCAGAAGAACUCCCGAUUUCGGGACCUUCUCCACUUACCCUUUCCUUGACUAAAGCUCCAAGUAGAAGACCUACCACGACACCCACAACGACGACGACGACUACCACGACCACGACUACAACGACAACAACGCCUCGAGUGGAAAUGGCCAGGUUCGGAUAUCAUGAAGCUUUAGAUAAGAAGGAAAAGGCUACUAUUCCACCCCCUCCUAAAAAUUAUCAGGACGAAAGUAGCAUAAAUAUCUACCCAAAAUCGGUAGAACAAUCCCCCUACGAUCCUCGCUUUCCUCCCAACCAUGAAUUGAACAAGGGUCGAAUUCCCAACAAGUUUAUCCGACAACGCGACGAUGAACCCACCACCACACCCACUCCGUUCAUCUCCGGCGGUCUUAACGUUCUCUCGCACAUUCCUUCUCCCGACUUUUCCUCCCCCAGCAGAAAUUUCUACGAGCUGGAAAACGGACCUGGACCAACAGUGGAAACGGUAAAGUUUUCCCCUUCGACAGAACUCUCGUCAAAAUUUGUGAAAUUUGACUCGAGAGAAAGUAUCAAGUCGAUUGAGCGGACUAAACUGCAUAACGACAAGUUUUACAAGUCAACCCAUUUCAAUAGGAGCUCAUCCAAUCCUCAAAAUUCUAACAACUACGGACCCACAGCCUUUAGCAAUCCCGGCUUUUACGACGCACCACCAUUCGUGCAAGAACCCGAGUUCCACAAUCAGAGAAACAUGUUUUCAAACUACCCACGACCUCCGCCUUCCUCGGAAGUUGUUCUUCCUUGGGAACAACAACAACCCUCAUUUUUCUCCACGAGCACACUUUCACCCACGAAAAGCCCGAUUCCCAUCUACCCAAGGAAGUCCAACACAAUGAUGGUUUUUGACCAGUUCGGCCCCACGUCUCCCUCCCCCGAUCUGAAGAAAUCUCUUUUCCGCGGAGAUGAACCCGACCACCACCCGACGGACUGGGAAGCUCCCAACUUUUGGGGUUCCAUUCAACAAGUCGACCGCUACGGGCCGACAUCCGAUUUUGUGACGAAUGACAAUUUCAAACGUGUCUUGGAAAUGGAACAACGGUCGAAAAACUCCUUUCGAGAAGAAGACCACGACCAGCAAGGCCCCAGUCUCCUUCCGCCCCCAGCACCCCCCACGUUUGACGAUCAUGAAAGCAACUUUCACUCAUUUUUCUCCGGCUCUACGCCAAACUCGAUGAUUCCUCCGCCAGAAUCCAAGUGGGAGCCACCCCAAAGAAAGCACCAGCAAUAUCGCCCACCCGCACCUAGUACGACGCCCACCCCACCCUUCUUCGACUCAUCCCCCACUUUUCACUCCGAUCUACAAGAACAACUUGAGGACGACGGAGAAAUGAAGUUUGAGCAACUUCCCGUCAAAGAAUUAGAACUUGAUAAUUUUAACGAUGGCUUAAACAACUUUAACUUCAUCAGUUCCACGUCCACUUCAACCACAGAGAUUCCCGAAGUGAUCAAAAAUAUUCGGAAUAAACACGCCCGAACGAAAAAGAGGAAGCAGAAGAGACCCGACGUUUCGAUAAAAAUUCGGGGUGAUAACCAACCCGAAACCAGUACCACCACGCCCACGCCGAGCACAACCACGACGACGACAACGACGGAGCAGUACGUGCCAGAACAAAUGAUAAACUUCAAUCCGAACAGGCAACAACAAACCGUCGACAUUAUCGUGGGUGGCAACCGUGAAGAGGAUUCCAACGCAAAAAGUUCUUUCACCGUGGGACACACGAUCGGAUUUGGUGGAGGUGCCAGUGAAGUGAAAAAUAGUGAAAGUGUUGCACAGAAUGGAUUUGAUGGAAACUUUGUUCCCAGUUCGAGCCCGUUUUUGAAAGAUUCUAGAAAUCCUUUCUCCAACUUUGAUUCAGUUUUUCCACAAAAUCCGUUCACAUUUUUGAAUUCGAAUCCUACCACGAAUCCGAAUAAUAAUAAUCAUGUGAAUGCGAUAUUAUCCUCGUCCGAUCUUAAUCGACAUAUUAAUCAAAUGACGGGAUUUGACGGGAGUCAAGGUCAAGGAAGUCAUCAAUUACAGCAUAGAGAAAGUUCGGAGGAACAUCGACAUAUUGUCCGACCAAAUGAAAUUCCUCAGUAUGCGUCAGGACCACAGCGUCUCCCACCACCACCACCACCACCAUCUGAACCACCGGGCGAAGACAUUCUUUCGAAUUUUGUCCCUUCCUCGCCUGAUCCAAUGUUGAACUCUGAAGUGAUGUCGUUUGGAGGAAAUAAUGAGAAAAUGAACGACUUCCCGACAUCAAUUCCGGUCUUGAGACCACCCGAUUUCAGUAAUUCUGGAAACCUUCGAUGGGAAAAGCAGCAGAAUGAGGACGAAGCGAGGAGCAUGCUUCCUCAAUCGAUACAGAUUUUAAACAUUCAAAAUCAACCGCAACCACCGAACUUGCAAAAUAUGCAAAAUAAUGACUUUUACGGGUCAAAUUUCCAAAACUUUGAGAACAAUUUUAAGGACAAUCGUCAAGAACAAGGACACCAAUUUUUUCCAAACCAGCAACAAGAAAAUCAUCAUCAGUUUCCACAAAACCAGCAACAAGAAAAUUUUCCAAAGUUUCUACAAAAUCCGCAAAACCACCAAUUUCAGCAAGAUCAUCAGCAAGACGUAAUGCCAAAUCGUAACCAGCAAAUGCCUGGCAUGUUUAAUAAUGAAAAUAAUCAACAGGAAUCACCAACCAUAAAACUUGUGCGUCCCACCAGCCAACAAAUCCAAAGUCAGAUUAGAGCUCAGCAACAGAACAAUUAUUUCACACCUCCAAAACCACACCCGCAAAAGUUCCCAUAUGAAGAGCCCCCUUUUCCUCAAAUGUUCCCGAUGCCACAAAAACCACCACAAAAUCAACAACUCCCCUUCCAAUUAAUUCAGCCCCAAACUCCUCCAAAAUCUCAAUUUCAGAAAAAUCCACCCAUGAAAAAGUAUCAAAUUGAGACUGCCAAAAAAGCAGUUGAACAGCACUUCCAAACUACCAGCAAAAGCAAUAAUAUUCCACUUCCCAAUAAUCCAUACAUGAUGCAGAAUAACAACAACUUUAAAAAGAUGCCACCCGGAUAUUUACCACAAAAACCCACACCCACUAAAAUUCCUACGCAAAAAUUCCAACCUCCACCACCACCCACACCAAAAUCCAAUAACGGACAAAGCUUUCUCUCCAGAUUAAAUCCCUUCAGAUCAUCUUCUCCAAACGGUCAAAGUAGUCCACCCUCAAAUUCCAAUACAAAACAACAACAGCAAUCUAAUCAACCGAAAGACAGACAAAGACCAACCUCAAACAAUAAUAACAACGUCAAUCCUUACAAUACCCGAUUUCAACCUCCCCCACCAAGUCCCACGAAGGGCGUAGAGGUCACUUACGUUGACCUUGAUGAUAAUCUCACUCCACCAAAAUUGCUGCCACCAUCAGUCUCGUCGCAGUCUUAUCAGGGAAGAAUGCCUCCACCCCCACCACCACAACUUCCACAACAACAACAACCUCGACAAAGGGGUUCACCCUAUGGCCCCCCACCACCACCACAACAACAACAACAACCACCGAGACGAGAAGAUCGUCCCAUGACCGAGAAGGACAAAGUUCUCCAAGCCAUCGCCACACUGAACAAUGUCAAGUACGACGUGAUCCAAUCCGUCGCAGAGGAACAAUUCGGUUCAGAAAUUUUGGAUAGGAUAAAAGCCAAAAAGGCGCAGGAACAACAAAUCCAGCAGCAAUUAGCUAGAACAACAACCACAACUACAACCACGCCUCGACCCAUGCUUUUCCCCAUCCUCACAACCAUGGCCCCACUCGCAGGAUCAUUCUUGAACAUGAUGGGCACCGCAGUUUCCAACGCGGCUAAUGUCAAUAAACCUCAGGAAGACCAAAGAAUGAGCCCGUCCGGGUUAUCCAACCUGCUCAGCAGUUUCGGAGGAUAUGGAGAUUUCGCCGUCCCCAACAGAUUUGUCCCCCCACCACCACCACCAAAAUCCCCCACAAUUACCUCCCUCAGUACAGACGCCAUCACAAAUCUAUUCAAUUCACUCACUUCAGGCGAAAUUAGUAGACCUCCGCCAACCACGACGACGACGACGACACAAAUCCCUAUAAUGGUCCGUCUGGACACGAUGGUCGGCAAUAGUGGGGGGAGCAUGGAAUUACUCACGAAUUCCAAUACAGACAUUAAAUCACUUCAAGCCCAAUUGGCCAAAGCCAUCCUGGCCAAAGCGAACAGGAAGAAGACUGAGAACGAGUCGGGACCCUCGUCCCCCAACCCUUUCGGACUUAUCAAUAGCCUCGCCCAAACCAAAAAUUAUACCCAGAGUCAAAUCGCCACUCUUAAAAAACUCAUCGCACUCAACAACAUUGAACAAAAGCUGAGCUCCCAAUUAGGCUUGGGAUCCGGAGGAGGAAGCAUGGAGCGGUUGAGUGUGGGUCCCACGAUAAAAUCACUUCUGGCCCCGUCAGGACCUUCGGUCACUCUGUCACAGGGGGGCUCGAAUAAUGGGGCGUUCAGCAAUAAAAUGCUCAGGGAUCCUUCAGCAUCCCUCAAUACAGUACAAAACAGUGGGACGACGGGUGGUGAUGGGGGUGCCGGAUUGCAUAACGAUCCUACCCUCCUCGCCUUAAAAGCUUACGCGCUCAGAAAGGCGCAGAGCAUUCAACAGCCAAAUGUUGUCCUUAAUCAGAAAAAGCAGCAGGAGGAAUCUUCCUCAGAUUUUAAACCUAUUCCUGUCGACUUGUCAGCCAUUUUGUCGCCGGCUCCUCCAUUAGAGGAACCCAGAAAACGUCGUUUAACCGAUGUGAGAAAUGCUCCAAAAUCAUUUUUCCCUGCCAAUGCGACACAAGGAUUCGAUACGAUGGGGUCCGGUCCAGGGUCCGCCCUUAGCACUGACUUUUCUUGCGAAUCGCAAAAUUUCUUUCCUGGUCUUUACGCUGAUAGUAAAGAUCUCGGGUGCAAGGUGUUCCACUUAUGUGCUAAGACGGACGCUGGUUAUCUUCUCAAGUCUUUUAGAUGUCCUAAAGAAACGGUCUUUGAUCAAGAAGUACUGAAAUGCAACUGGAGUUUAUACGUGGACUGUGCUGGAUCAGAAUCAAAGUACCACUUCAACAAAUAUCUGUCACAAAGUUUCCAGUUCCUCAAAGUUUUGGGCGAAUUUUCCAAAAAUGCUACGGCCCAAGGAUGAAAAUAGUUUCAUACAUAAAUACAUUAAAAGAGCUACAUAAAUAUGAAACGAGUCAAAAUUUUAGGUAUUUCUUUUAUCUAUCGCGUGCAUAAAUACGUAUGUAUCACAAGUAUUCGUUCUCCUACCAAAUAUUAACUAUAAGUACUAACUAACUUAACUAAAUGCAUAAUAUUUGUGUAAUUAACUGCAAUUGACAUUUACUCAUAAUUUUAGUUUACUCUUUUUCUGGUGAGGUUUUAUCCCGUAAUAAUCUUUAAAUGUUCUUCAAUGGUUUGCUGUACUUACCUUUAAUGUAAUUCAUGCUCAAAUAUAAAAUUUAAUGCAUGCAAUGCAAACCAAUGCAUAAUUAACUUUCCAAAAAUAACAUAAUGCAGACGCUCCUGGGAUUAAAGUCGAGAAUUAAAAUUAAUUGGAAAAUAUACAAUGACUGAGUUAUGAUGAAUAAAAUGAUGUAAAUAGUACUUGUAUAAUGUUAUGUAUGUAUAACUAAUCGACACAUGAAUAUUUUAGGACAAAACGCGCUUAUUGUGAUAUAGUAGUUAUGAUGUAGUAAUUAAUUAAAAAUAUGCAUUGUCAAUUUUUGUACCUAAUUGGUUGUUAUUUAUUUUGUUAAUAAAAUAAUUGUAUGUAGGUGCUAAUUGUAUCAAUUGAUUAUCUAAAUGCAGUAGAUGAAGAGAGUAAAAAGGAAGAUUUGGAAAGUAUACUUUUACCAUGUCUGUAAAACAUGUUACGAGAAAUAAAUAAAUAUGAUUGUGAACAAUGAA
Molecule: messenger RNA, 8780 nt
Organism: Folsomia candida
Lineage: Eukaryota; Metazoa; Arthropoda; Collembola; Entomobryomorpha; Isotomidae
Exons: 7
Coding region: 412-8016 (2534 amino acids)
Cellular component (GO): extracellular region
Molecular function (GO): chitin binding
Source: RefSeq, a predicted model, not a curated record